GUCAGGGUCUGCGCUCCAGCGCGAGGAGGGGAGCUCGACGAAACGAGUGCCUUGUCGACCCCGGUCCGCCGAGUGUCGGCCACUCUUGUCCCCUCUAUUGCCCCCGCUCGAAGAGCGGCGGAGCAGAUUAUUGGGUGUCGCCGCUCUUGCUCUGCACAACAGCUGACACGACCGAUGGGCCGAGGAACGGCGCUACAAGCCCAGCGGCCCCGUGGGAGGUGGGAAAACGCGCGUCGCGCCCAAGGGGCUGCAAGCUGUUGCCGCAAAUGUGUGGGGGCGGGGUCGUCCACCGGCGGCAUGAGGCGCAGAAGGAGAGGGCGCACCACACCGCGCGCACCAACGGGUCGGCCCCGCUUGUUUCCUUAUGAACUCUUCGAAAACAAAGCUUUAAAGGCGGCCGGUUUUCUCAUUCUGGUCUCCUCAUCCUUCGACUCGCGUCUCCCUUCUUCUCGUCACUCUCUUCUCUCUUUCUUGUCUACCUUUACACACACCAUGUCCGAGGUCAACGGCAACCAGGGCGUUCUCAAGAACGAGCUCAACAACUCGGGCAACGUUGAGGCCAACAACGGCUUCUCGGGCGGCAGCGCUGUUUCGCGCUUCAUCACCCCCGGUGGUAACCCCAUGGACACCUCGCAGCCGGCGUUCCCCGUCUUCCACCGCAAGUUUGCCAACCCGGCUCCUCUCGGUCUUCUUGCCUUCGGUGGUACCACCUUCGUCCUCUCGCUUUACAACGCGCAGGCUCGUGGCGUCAAGCACCCCAAUGUCAUUCUCGGUCUCGCUCUCGGCUACGGUGGUCUUGCCCAGAUCAUCGCUGGUAUUGAGGAGUGGGCUUGCGGCAACACCUUCGGUGCCACUGCCUUCACCUCGUACGGCUCGUUCUGGCUUUCGUUCGCCUGCUUCUACAUCCCCCAGUUCGAGGUCCUCGCCGCCUACCCUACCGCGCACGAGAGGGAGUCUGCGCUCGCCAUCUUCCUGACGAUGUGGGGUAUCAUUACUUUCCUCUUCCUCCUCGGCACUCUUCGCUCGUCGGUCGCCCUCUUCCUCGUCUUCUUCUUCCUUGACAUCACCUUCUGGGUCCUCGCCGCUGGCCACUUCACCGAGAACCACACCGUCACCAAGGCUGGUGGUGGUCUUGGUGUCGUCACCGCAUUCGUCGCCUUCUACACCGCUCUCGCUGGUAUCCUUACCAAGGAGACCUCGUACUUCCUCCUCCCCGUUGGUGACCUCUCCAAGUAAUCUCAUUUCUCCCUUGCCUCGGAUCAUGUGGAUCGAUAGUGCGAGUAAUAUGUUGAUGACAAUUUUGCUACAUUUGCCGGGUGGCGGGGCCA
Cutaneotrichosporon oleaginosum is the source of this 1328-nucleotide messenger RNA. RefSeq lists its product as uncharacterized. Gene Ontology annotation, molecular function: acetate transmembrane transporter activity. Gene Ontology annotation, cellular component: plasma membrane. Lineage: Eukaryota; Fungi; Basidiomycota; Tremellomycetes; Trichosporonales; Trichosporonaceae. The record is from RefSeq and is a predicted model, not a curated record.